AUGUUGUGUUGUUGUUCGGACAAAGAGGACUACGGCAAGGGUCCGAUGGCUGCAAUAAGAAAAAAAUUAGUGAUCGUCGGCGACGGAGCCUGCGGUAAAACGUGUCUUCUAAUAGUAUUUAGUAAAGAUCAAUUCCCGGAAGUGUACGUGCCCACCGUAUUCGAAAAUUAUGUGGCGGACAUCGAGGUGGAUGGUAAGCAAGUGGAACUCGCCUUAUGGGAUACCGCAGGCCAAGAAGACUACGAUCGCCUGCGUCCCCUUUCAUAUCCAGACACCGACGUGAUUUUAAUGUGUUUCUCGGUCGAUUCGCCGGAUUCCUUAGAAAACAUCCCGGAAAAGUGGACGCCGGAGGUAAAACAUUUUUGUCCGAAUGUGCCAAUUAUCCUGGUAGGCAAUAAAAAGGAUCUGCGUAACGAUCCGACUACCAUUAAUGAACUUAAAAAAAUGAAGCAAGAGCCUGUCAAGCCGCAAGACGGUCGAUCUAUGGCUGAAAAAAUAAACGCCUUUGCGUAUUUAGAAUGUUCGGCUAAAAGUAAGGAGGGCGUCAGAGAAGUAUUCGAGAAUGCCACCCGUGCUGCACUGCAAGUCAAAAAGAAGAAGAAGCAUCGUUGCGUAAUGUUUUGA
Phyllotreta striolata is the source of this 624-nucleotide messenger RNA. The record is from the annotation of a GenBank genome assembly. Lineage: Eukaryota; Metazoa; Arthropoda; Insecta; Coleoptera; Chrysomelidae.